AUGAUAUUUAUUUUGCUGGCGAUCUGCGCUUUGUUUCCGCUUUCUAACGGAGCUGCAGAGCUGCUGAAAAAUCCAGAUUUUGAAAGUACAUCCUUUUCUGGAAAUUGGGUAUGCAACGGAUGUACUCUGUCGAGCAGUACUGAUAGUUUCCAUGGAAAUCGGAGUGGCAAGGUCACAAACAGAGCAAAUGCAGGGAUCGGAUUGGGACAAACUGUGACUGUUUCACCCGGUCACACCUACGUAUUCAGUGCCCGGGUAAAACUUCUUAACAUGGCGCCAGGUUAUAUGUUUCAUAACGUACAACUGCGAAUCAAGGAAACUGUGAAUGGGCACAAUAAGCAUGUGAAUGUAUCUAGCAACCCCAAAACACGACGAGAAAACGGAUGGGUAGAAGUAGGGUUCGACUUCACUGUACCUCCAAGCUUGCACCAGAUUUCUGUUUAUUUUGUGAUCGACGAUAUGCGAGUGAACUAUGUCGUCGAUGAUGCAAGUUUUGAAGAACUACUUUAUGACGCCAACUGGAAAUCAGAAGCUAAUGCCAGAAUCGCCAGUCUUCGUAAAGCCCCAAUUACGGUCAAUUUCCAAAACCUCCAUGGAUCAGGGUAUACAGUUCAGAUUGAGCAGACCGGGAGUAAAUUUGCAUUCGGUUCGGUUGUGGACGCUGCCAUGAUAGUGGAUUCAAUACAUCAUCCGUACCAACAAUUCUUCUAUGACAACUUUGAGUGGGGAGUGCUGGGAAAUGCUUUGAAAUGGCCACAAACAGAACCAGUUCAAGGACAUCCUACUCUAGAUAAAGCAGUGACUGCUGUGAACGCCCUUAGAGCUAAGGGAAAGAAGGUGCGUGGACACAACAUGUUCUGGGGUACUGGACAUACACAUCCGAGAUGGCUAAAAUCAUUGAACUCAAGUGAAAUUUUACAAGCUAUGCACACACAUAUCAAUGAUGUCAUAUCACGAACGAGGGGAACCCUCGAACACUGGGACGUGUACAACGAGAAUCUUCACGGAAUGUAUUUUGAAGAACAUACAGGUCACGUGAAUAUCACCAAAGAGAUGUUUUACUGGAUUCAUCAAGCUGAGAGAGGUGUGAAGUUAUUCCUCAAUGACUAUGCGGUAGCAUCGCCUGGUUCAGUGACAACAGCGUAUAAGAAGCAAGCUCUCAUGAUGAAGAAUGCUGGAGUCCCCAUCUACGGUAUUGGUAUUCAGUGUCACACCAACGCACAUCUGAAUAUCUCCGUGUUAAAGUAUCGUCUAGACAAGGUAGCAGAGGCUGGUCUUCCCAUCUGGAUCACGGAGUUCACAGUAAACGAACCCAAUGAGGUGUUAAAGGCAAAUGCUCUUGAGGACAUGCUGACGUUGUUUAUGAGCCAUCCGGCUGUGGAGGGCGUUCUUUUGUGGGGAUACUGGGAUACUCGUAUCUGGAUACACGACUCGGCUUUGGCUAGUGGACAUGACGUGACGCCUAACGAAGCAGGGAGGCGCUACCUCCAACUCUACCACGACACCUGGCGAACAAACGAGACUAUUCACGUAACCGGAAAUUACGUAUAUACCUCAGGAUUUAAGGGAGACUAUACCCUUCGACUUAAACGCAAUGGUCAUUCAGUUCGAACACAACACUUUACAUUGAAUGAUGGUGGGAAACACGUCAAUGUCGUUUUGCCAUAA
Messenger RNA from Ylistrum balloti, 1668 nucleotides. RefSeq lists its product as uncharacterized. Gene Ontology annotation, biological process: carbohydrate metabolic process. The transcript has 12 exons. Bases 1 to 1668 code for a protein of 555 amino acids. NCBI's taxonomy places the organism in Eukaryota, Metazoa, Mollusca, Bivalvia, Pectinida, Pectinidae. The record is from RefSeq and is a predicted model, not a curated record. Gene Ontology annotation, molecular function: hydrolase activity, hydrolyzing O-glycosyl compounds.